Messenger RNA from Ceraceosorus bombacis, 1485 nucleotides. The record is from the annotation of a GenBank genome assembly. NCBI's taxonomy places the organism in Eukaryota, Fungi, Basidiomycota, Exobasidiomycetes, Ceraceosorales, Ceraceosoraceae.
AUGUCUUCGGGCGCCUACUUUGCAGUCUGGCUCGUACCUGGACUACUUGGCGCUGCGCUUUGCGGUCAUUUCAAGUUUGCUGCUAGGCUGUUCAGCGGCUUGCUCGGAGCUGCAAGUCUCACCAUCAUCCUCACUGCCAUGUUCGGCAUACACACGCUGCUCAUUCGCGCCAUCCUCGUCAGCAUUCUUGCGGUGCUCCUCAGCGCUCCACUCUUGUUGCCCCGAUCGGCUCUGCUUCAACGACACCUGCUCAACCUCAACACCAGCCUCAUCGGCUCGGUCGUCUUCUUGAACGGUGUUGCGCUCUUCGCGCCACCCGAAAAGUCUACCGAAAGCUGGUUAAACCUAACAGCGGUGCUCUUUGCUCCGGACGGAUCGGACGCUUUGAGCGCUGCCGUGGACAAGUGGGGCACUUCGGCUUUCAAAGGAUUCAUCGCUGGGGCGGUCCUGGCAGUCGUCAUUGGAUUCUCAUUCGAGGCUCUGCUCCAUUCGCACUCGGGAGAGGAUGCCGAGGCUUCAUGGAACGACUAUCUGGGCGCAUAUACGGAGAGAUACGAAAAGAGUGGAAUGUUGCCUGGCCAAUACGAAGGAAGUCUGGCCAGGCAGGGCCUUUUCGAACCUGCUCCGACGCCCUGGCAGCGCAUCGCGGCUGUGUUUGCUGAGGCAGGAUCGGCAAGAUCCGGACCCGCAUCGUACGGCAACAUUCCUGGCGGGCAAAAUGUUGACGACAGGGACACAGAUGCAGAUACGCUCACUGCGAUUCCAACCAGGAAGCGUAGCAGAGGCGCUUCGAGUCGCAGGACGCACAAGAGUGGCAAGACGUCUCGGGGCGUGCCCGCUAGGUUUGAGGCUCUCAGUAGGAGAGACAAGGAUUUGGACUUGGAGAAUGGGGACGACAGCGAGAGCGAAGGGGAUGACUCGGACGCUACGGAUGUUGAAGACGUAGCUGGCGAUCUUUCCAAAGAAGCGUCGGAUAGCAAGAGUCGUUUGAGCUCCGCUAGCAAGGGACCUGCGACGUCCGAGCAGCUCAGCGCCUUGGCUCGCAGCACAUACGCUUUGCCAUCGCCAUUACCUCGUCCACCCGGAUCAUUGAGCACCGCAACGCCCUUGCCGUCGUACAGAUCGGACGCGACGGCCUCAACGGGUGUGGGCUCGAACGUGUCCGGCAGUACCAAGGUGUCCUCCGUCAGCACAGCGUACGAUGGCACGCCCCACAAGGCAUUUGAGAAUUACAGAGACGCGGGGGCGUCUAGGGCUCCUAAUUCCUCUUCCAGACCCACGAGCCCUCUGAAUCCCGCUUCGGGCGCAAACAAUGGGAAUGCGGUGCAGGCCACGCCAAGCUUGAUCAACGCGAUCAGUCGUAUACAGGCAGCUCAGGCUCAGGCUAGAGCUUGGCAAGCUGCUCAAUCGUCCAAUAGCAGCCCGUACGGCAAUCAAGAUCCCACCGGCUUGCCUCCUGCCACUUCGCCUAAAACACCCAAAUAG